This is a messenger RNA of Bufo bufo (common toad), 2107 nucleotides long. It is a transcript of the gene UNCX, whose product is annotated as UNC homeobox. The transcript is spliced from 3 exons. Gene Ontology annotation, molecular function: DNA-binding transcription factor activity, RNA polymerase II-specific; sequence-specific double-stranded DNA binding. Gene Ontology annotation, biological process: regulation of DNA-templated transcription. Lineage: Eukaryota; Metazoa; Chordata; Amphibia; Anura; Bufonidae. The coding region runs from base 350 to 1819 and encodes 489 amino acids. The record is from RefSeq and is a predicted model, not a curated record.
CAGCCCCCUCCCCUUGUUGUGAUGUAGUUCUUAUCUCAGCCCCCCUUGUCUUGUUGUGACAGCCCUGAUAUUGUUUAUUGAGGUGGAUGUCAGGUAUAAUUAGCAAUCGAUAUGGAAAACGUUUCCUGCAAAGCCACGUCUCUGACGUCACCGCCGAUUAAGGUUUCUUAUUGGUCCCAAAUUCCCCAAGCCUGAGCUAAUUAUUGGGAGCUUGAUGUUGAUAAAGUAAUGCUCAUCCUGUGCUGGUGGCAUGUCCCCUCCUCACUGGUCACUGCAUGCUUACUAAGGUCCCACCACCAGCAGCAGCAGCAGCAGCAGCCCUUCAGCUGUGGCAGCUCUAUCCAGGGAGAUGAUGGACAGCAGGCUCCUAGAGCAUCCUCAUGCCCAGUUUGGAGGCUCCAUGAGUGGCAUGGUGGGCUUCCCUUACCCCCUCAGCCAUCACCACGUCUACGAGUUAGCCAGCCACCAGCUGCAGUCGGCGGCCGCCGUGCCCUUCUCCAUAGACGGAUUACUAAAUGGCUCCUGCUCUGCCUCUGUGGUCAACCCGACCCCUCUCCUCCCCUCUGGAUGUGGGAUGAAUGGAGACAGUCAGCAGUACAAGUUGUCAGACUCAAGUGACCCGGAUAAGGAGAGUCCAGGGUGCAAAAGGAGGAGAACCAGGACCAAUUUCACUGGAUGGCAGCUGGAGGAGUUGGAGAAAGCCUUCAAUGAAAGCCACUACCCGGAUGUGUUCAUGAGAGAAGCUCUGGCACUGAGGCUGGACCUGGUGGAAUCUAGGGUUCAGGUUUGGUUCCAAAAUCGCAGAGCAAAGUGGAGAAAGAAAGAAAACACCAAGAAAGGGCCUGGAAGACCGGCCCAUAACUCUCAUCCGACCACCUGCAGUGGAGAGCCCAUGGACCCUGAGGAGAUAGCCAGGAAGGAACUUGAGAAAAUGGAGAAGAAGAAGAGGAAGCAAGAGAAGAAGAUGCUGAGGAACCAGGCCCGCGGCCAGCACUCACCUUCUAUGUCUCUCCACACCCCAAGUUCUGACAGUGACAGUGGCCUCUCCCAGACUCAGGACACCUUCCCUGUAGAGUCUAAAUUUUCAGACACCAGAAACCAAACGCAGCCAAGCUGUGACCCAACAGGGCAAGCCUUUUUCCCAAGCCAAAGAAGCACAGGACAAAAAGACAGGGUCAAUGACAAGGACUCAUCUACAGAGGCCAACCACAACUCAGGCUUGUGUCCAAAUGCAAGGGGUUCUGCCUUCCAGAAGCUGAACCCCUUCAGUGUGGAAAGUUUACUGUCAGACUCACCUCCCAAGAGGAAAGCAGGUGUGGACUUCUCAAGUUUGUCUGGUCCCAGGACCUUGAUUGGCAAGGGUCACUUUUUACUGUACCCCAUCACCCAACCUCUUGGUUUCAUUGUACCACAGACUUCUGUUAAAAACAACUCAGCCCAGGAAACCAGUACAAAUUUGGGUGGGCAAAGAGACUCCAGUCAUAGUACGAACAACUCAAGUCAACCCAAUCAUAGUACUUCCCCAAAACAUACACAACUGUACCAGGGGAACAGCACAAACUCUACACAGGCCAGCCUUCCCAUAUGCAAGACAGAAGGUCUUGGCCAGAUAGGGGUUCCUCCUUGUCAUGCCCAGGCUGCUUCAGGAGACACAGGGACUGGUCAAUCACAGGACAGCACUUUUUCAGAGCCAAAGUCUCCUAUGUCCCCAACAACAGGAGAAACCCAACCCAGAGACCCAUCAGACUGUUCAGACCCUGCACCUCUAUCCAGCACCCCAAAACCAAGCUUAGACUGUGAAGACGUAGAUAUGGAUUAAAACCUUCCCCCAUUCCCUAAAACCACCAAUAACCUGAAAAACAACCCUCAAAGACUCCACAGACUUCAUACAUUCCCAAAGCUGAACCCACAAAUUGUCCAUGGUUCUGUCUUCAGCCUGUAGAACAAGAAGUGAAUAAUCAGGAAAGAUUAUUUAGCACAGUUCAACUUGAUAGGAGAAAGCUGUUUAUAAAAAUACAAAAAAUAAAGAAAAUAAUAUAAAAAAAUGAACCAUAAUCAUAAACCCAAAACAGACAGUAAAAGCAACGAGAAUCCUCAGUCUUGUAAA